Amoebophrya sp. A120 is the source of this 2722-nucleotide messenger RNA. Lineage: Eukaryota; Dinophyceae; Syndiniales; Amoebophryaceae. The record is from the annotation of a GenBank genome assembly.
CAAACUUGAGCGAGGAAGUGCUUCUGCCGCGCCACGCCAAAUCUUUCUGCGCCCCGUGCGACCGCGGCGGUAGUGUUUUUGUUCGUGCCACUCGCUGUUUGUACACUACUGCAUUUCGACGACCGUCUUCGGGUACUGAAGUUUGUUUCUCGCCACCGUGGUGGGUUGCCAACAUGGAGCCAAGAUAGUUUGACAGCCGGCGCUCUCGGUUCUUGCCAGUUGAAAGAGCGAAGAUGGCGCGACUGCUCGUCCCCAAAUAACAUCCGAAUUGUGGCGGUGUUUUUUCGCUAGACCCUGCUGCCCGCACGCGAACACCACGAUUGGGCCGGAAUGGCGCGUGAAGAUCCAACAAUUCUAUCGCGCCUGGUCGCGGAGUGCUUCGGCACCUUCGUGCUGACUUUUUCCGUGUUUUGCAAUGUCCUGGGCGGUUCGGGGCCCGUCUUUGCGGCACUCUCGAUCGCAAGCACUUUGAUGGUCGCGGUCUAUGCGUUGGGAGAAGCGAGCGGCGCCCACCUCAACCCGGCCGUUAGCGUGGCGAUUAGCUUGUGCCAGCAACAGAAGUGGAGCACAACGAUAUACUAUGUGGCGGCUCAGGUACGGAAAUUUUCUCAAGGACAAUCGGUUUUAUGAGUGCCGCGCUCGCUGGUUCACAAAUCCAAGACGAUGACCUGCUUCCACUGGAGUCUCAUUUAUCAAACCGCACCUGUAGAAGUGACGUGAAUUAUUCUCCUGGAAAUGGCAAAAAUGCACAAACCAACUUCAGGCUCUGGGUGGGCUCCUCGCGGCAGCCUUUUCGUUCGCCAUCCACGGUACGAGCUUCAAACUUGAGCCAGGAGCGGGCCACAGCAUCUGGGCCGCGGGUACCUGCGAGCUGUUGUUCACCUGCAUGCUGUGCUUCGUUGUGCUGAACACGGCGUGCGCCAAGGCCAAUGCGGGCAACCAGUACUUCGGGCUUGCAAUCGGCUACACCAUCGUAGCAGGCGGCUUCGCGGCCGGUGCGAUCUCCGGCGCUAACCUGAAUCCCGCGAUCAGUCUUGCGAUCGACGUCUCCUCUGCCAGCCUAUACACAUCUCUGGCCUACAUCGGCUUCCAGCUUGGCGGCGCGGCGCUCGCGGCCGGGUUGUACAAAGUACCACUCCUUGUUACUUCUACUCUUGUAUAUCAAAUUCAGAACUGUUCGCAGCCAAUUUGCAAUUUCUUCCGGGUGUAUAACAGCCUGUAGUUAUUUGCACUCUACUCAAACAACUCAUCGCUAUAUUCAAAAAUCACUACUUUCCAGUACUGCCGACCCCUCGACCUCGCGCCCUCGCACCUGGCUCUCGCUCCAGCGGGUUUAUCGGAAAAACUCGUCGCCGAAUUUAUCGGGGCUUUCUUCCUCACUCUGACCGCGGGCCUCAACGUCGCCCAGAGCGUCCCGUCCGCCGCCCUAUCCAUCGCCGCCGCCUUGAUGUCACUCGUGUACGCCCUGGGCAGUGUGUCCGGCGCGCAUUUAAACCCUGCGGUGACGUGCAGCGUCCUGCUCUCCCGAAGAAACCUCCUUCCCCCCGGCGACGCCAUGCGGUACAUGCUGUUCCAGGUGUUCGGGGCCAUCGCCGCUGCGUGCACGUGCGUCGGGAUCCUCGGCCCGAGUCACACGAUCGGCCUCGCGCCGCCGUUGACCAAGUCCUGGACGCAGUUGGCCCUGACGGAGGCGUUUUUCACCUUCGUGCUCUGCCUGGUCGUCCUGACCGUGGCCACGUCGAUCAAGGCGCAAUCGAAGGACAUGUUCGGGCUCGCGAUCGGGAGCUGCGUCACGGUGGGCGGGUUCGCCGGGGCGGCGGUGGGAGCCGGAGUCUUGAACCCGGCGGUCGCGAUCGGGUUCGACACGGCGCACAGCAUCUUCACGUAUCCUGUGUAAAAACGUCCCCACCCCAUAGUCCAGAUGGGGACUUUGCAACACAAACCUACAACUUUUGGGGGUCGCGCAUCACAAGGUGCAGUCCGUAGUCUCGUGCAGGGUAGCAAGGCCAGCCGCAUCAGAAAUCCACCAUCUUAUCCUGUUUACAGCAUUACAAAUGCCAAAACACGACUAGAAAUGCCUCUCCUGGCGAUGCGCAUUACAAAUGUCCCUGCUACUGCAAAUGUGCAUGACAACCGUGUUUAGCAUGACGACUCUGGGCUGGGGACGUUUUUACAAAUGAUAUCACGGAGGCAAAAUUCAUGAACUCCCUGUUCUACACCAUGAGCGAAGUCGCAGGAGCGAGUCUGGCCGCCUCGGUCUUCUACAUCACGCACACCGACGACUACGUGGAUGAGACGAAGGUGUAGUGGUCUGUUGAUGGCGGCGGGGAAAUGCAUAAAAGAUAUAGUAUCUCGGCGAAGGAGCAGAGCUCCUGCAAAAGAACUUGGCAGGGUCGAGUGUCACGAAUUUGAGCAAAGUGUAAUAAUACGCGGAUUUUUAACUGUUUUCUUUUCCUCAUCUUUUCAGAUAGCCACGCUCAUUUUGAAAGUACAUCGCGAGUAAGUAACACAGAGCGACAGAAAACUUGCCAGAGAAAGCGAAGCGAGUGCCUUUCGGAGGCGAUGCAGUUCUGGGAUCGAUAGCAAGACAAGCAAGACGGAUGGUGUGCCACCAGAAUCGAUCUAUCACAUCAGUGAAUUGAACAGAUCGAAACCUAAAUGACCUAGCGACGACCGCAUAGCAAAUCACGGAAUGCAGAUCUGGCCGGAUGUCAAAUCCGUG